GCUUCUUUGUGCUCGGUGUCGUGCAGGGCGUGACAUCGUGGCUCGUAUAUGUCAGCCUGUUCACGCGGUGCUUUCCACUCGCAACGCGAUUGGUUAACUUGCCUCUCAAAGACAAGUUCAAGGAUUGGCCUGGGCUGCGGCAGCUGUGUCUGCAGAUUGCUUUCGACCUGGCCGUGUAUGUGCCUUUUGUACAUUUUCCAGUCUUCUAUAUUGCACAAGGCGCUGUGCACGGCGAGGAUGCAUCAUCCAGCCUGUCCAGGUGGCGUUCUAACCUCCUGGAAGAUGCUGCAGGUGGAGCUGCAUUUUGGCUCCCAAUGGAUGUGCUGUGCUUCACCGUUCCAAUGUGGCUCCGCAUGCCGAUCGGGUACUUUACCACUUUCUGGUAUGCGGCGCUGCUUUCCGUGUUUCGGGGCAGUGAGUUGUCAGUUUCCUUGGAAAAGAAAGAUAUGUUUCAGACAACUUCGGCUGGAGCAAAUUGUUCUCCAGGCUGA
Messenger RNA from Symbiodinium necroappetens, 491 nucleotides. The record is from the annotation of a GenBank genome assembly. Lineage: Eukaryota; Dinophyceae; Suessiales; Symbiodiniaceae.